CAUCGUUUUAUUUGGCUGAGUGAUAUGUUGUGUUCCUUCAUUGUUUAGAUACACAAGAAAUCAGCAAGUCAAGUAAUUUUUUGUCGUUGUAUUGUAGUUGGAUAUGUAAAUUUUGUCUGCUAUGGACCAUCUGACAACAUAUAAAGGAAACAACUUCAAUAUGUAAUUUAAGUUUAGUUGAAACCGAAACAGGUGACAAUAAUGUCGAAACUAAUUGGGUUUUUAGUAGUGAUUGUAGGAGUUCAAGUGGCAGCGUCUUCGUGGGAGUUUUAUAAAGGUCCUGUAGCAUCGUAUGGUGGCGUCAAUAACAAUGGAGAUAUAGGUGUCAGAGGAAGUGAUGGAUCACUUCGUCAAGAAACGUAUUAUUAUUUGUAUCCAAAUUUCAUAAACCCACUUGGAGGUGUUGAUAAUAAUGGAAAAGUAGGGGUUAGAAGAAGUGAUGGUUCGUUGCGUCAAGGUGAUGGACGAUAUGCUAGUGCCUACGGUGAUGGUAACAAUGCUAUGAAAAAGCCAAGCAAAAAGGGCAAACUGAAAAACAAAACAAAAUAAAAGUACGAAACGUGAAAGAGAAAUGUUUAUUUCUUUGAUCUAUUUUCUAAUCUAUGUGCUGCAGCUAUGUUUAACCUAAAAGUUGCUGUAGUUUCUAUUACAAAUAAAGACAAAAAAAAAUAGAUCAAA
This is a messenger RNA of Zophobas morio, 678 nucleotides long. RefSeq lists its product as uncharacterized. The record is from RefSeq and is a predicted model, not a curated record. The transcript is spliced from 4 exons. NCBI's taxonomy places the organism in Eukaryota, Metazoa, Arthropoda, Insecta, Coleoptera, Tenebrionidae. The coding region runs from base 202 to 549 and encodes 115 amino acids.